AUCAGAUCUAUAAAACGUGUGUGCAUAAUCUCACAGUGUCUUCGAUUGUCUUCUCCCUUAAGUUCGUGACGUUUUUUUUCUUUUAUUAAUACCGAGAGGAAGAUUCAACGAAUGUUUUCCAUUACAUCUUUUCGAUAGUUUAUCAUGCCACCAGUGAUUCAGCGGCUUUGAAUAAACAUUCAGAUACGACUAUGUAUCUUGUUUAUAGAGUUAUCAUUACUUCCCUUAAGAAUUAUCGAUUUCCUAUUGUUUCAACACAAUGUCUACAUGACGCCGAAAUAUACGCGAUGCUGCUAGUGUUCGUUCAACUCUAAAAACAUUAAACGACACUCUGUUGGUAAAAUGAAUCGUCUGGAGCUCGGAAAUUAUACAUAAUCGAAAUAGCUGAAAUCCUAUUUACUUGGAAUAACCAAAAUGUUGGGAAGCAUAGUACCUGCGUUGUCACUUCGGAGAUGUUUCUAUCUGUCUGCGAUUGUUGUAAUUCUGUCAACCUGCAUGGCAGCAUUAAUAAUAAUGAAACUUUCACCUUUGGAAUCUGUGAAAUGUCAACCACACGUUGUAACUUCUCCUGUUGAAUGGAGCACGGCUUCAAAUCAGGAAUUGGCAGCGUUGAUACCGGAUGAAAAAAAUAGAAAGGAAAUGAAUGACAAGGGAUAUGGGAUAAUGAGGGAAAAGAUUAUACAGAAUAAGGUGGCAAGGAUAUCGCACAAGAUGAGAAACAAAGUCAUGCCUCUGCUCAACACUAACGCUAGUAUAGAACCCAACUAUAAUGUUCACAUAUUUUAUUACCCGUGGUACAGAUCGCAGGCCUAUGAUAGGACCUGGAAACACUGGAACCAUGAUUAUCUUCCAAAUUGGAAAAAAAAUGAUAAAAAAGAAUAUCCUGAUGGUAGACAUGAGCCACCAGAUGAUAUCGGAGCUAAUUAUUAUCCGAGCUUGGGAUGCUACAGUUCUCGGGAUCCUCAGGUGAUCGACUUGCACAUGAAACAGCUUCGUGAAGCAGGUGUGGGAGUUGUAAUAGUUUCCUGGAUUCCACCCAAUGCACAGGACAGUACGGACAUAGUUAUGGCGGAUAUAUUGGAUGCUGCGCAUAGAUACGGUCUCAAAGUUGCUCCACACAUGGAGCCCUAUGACGGAAGGAACCCAAUUAACUUGAUAGAACAUUUGAAGUACGUGUUCAACGAGUAUGGAUCGCAUCCAGCUCUUCACAGGAUCAAAAGAGAAACGGAUGGGGCGGUACUCCCAGUUAUGUACAUCUAUGACUCAUACGUCUUCCCAUCAACUGCAUGGUGGGAACUUUUGUCAGACAAAGGGAAUUUAACUCUACGAGGUACAGAAAUCGAUGCAAUUUAUAUGGGGUUGCUGGUGGAAGCAGGGCACAGAAAUCACGUAAAGAAAUCACAUUUUGAUGGGUUUUACACAUACUUUGCAACAAAUGGAUUCAGCUACGGUAGCACCUGGAAAAAUUGGAAAGACUUGAAUCGGUUCGCUGAACAAAACGGACUCCUGUUUGUCCCCAGUAUCGGACCUGGUUACAUAGAUACUCAGGUGCGCCCAUGGAACUCUGAGAAUACCAGACACCGGCGUCACGGGCAGUACUACGAAGCGGCGUGGGGCAGCGUCUUAAAUAGUGGGGCAACAACUAUUGCGAUAACUUCUUUCAACGAGUGGCACGAAGGAACGCAGAUUGAACCAGCUAUACCUGCAAAAAAUAAAGGUUUCUCGUAUCUCGAUUACGAGCCUGAGGGGCCAUACUUUUACCUGAGUUUAACCAAAUUUUGGGUCGAACAGUUCACAAGAAAAUACAAAAACGGCAAUUUGAAGGACUGAAGGGUGCUUGGAAUAGCAAUGAUCAUUUAAUUUUCUACGGAAUUAGAUUCGAUCGUGUUAUAAGCAUAAAACAUAAAAUGACAAGGUUUAUAAAGCUAUGCAGACUGUUUCUCAAUUCUGAGAAGUGUUGAGAAAAUUUGGCAGAUCAAUGUGUUACAGUUUAAAAAACAAGAAAGAAAGUAACGCGAGAAAACAAAAAAUAGCUAUUUAAUCAUUUUCAAAUGGGCAACCGCUAAAAGUCCUAAUCGCAAAAUUUGUGACCAAAUCUAAAACAAUAAUAACGAUGAAUGAUUAAUUUAAUGAAAUAUCUAGAUUUUGCCGCUAGUUAUGUCGUUGAAUUAUACUAUUAUUCGAAUAGAGAAGUCAUAUGCUAUAUGCAAGAUGCAAGACGACGAGUUUAAUAAGUACGUAGAUGUUUUGUAUAUGUAUUAUGAUAGACAAUAAUCAUUCCUUGUCCUUUUUCUUACAGGGUAUACUUCCUCUAAUUACCCUUUUAGGUAUUAGAACUUGAACAAAAAAAAAUAAUUGUAAAUUACAUUAUCUCCGUCUAUUUGAACCAUGAUAAUAAUUUUCAUUUUACUAAGUCGACGAAGAUAUUUUCAAAACUUUUCAAACUAAUCAAUCUAAUCGCACGAAACAAAGCAUAUCAUGGACAGGAUUAUAACUCUGAUCAAAUAAUUAAAUACUGUGCUAUCACUUUGUCUACGGACCGCGGAAUUUGGAGAGUACAUUAGAAUGUAAAAUUCCUUGGCUGGUUCACGGAUCGUUCAAGAAAUAGUAAACCAAACUUUUACCAAAAACUUAUCGAUUAUAAUUAGAGUUAGAAGGUGCGAUAGAUCGUAUACCGUUAAACUGACCGUAAUCAGUUUUAAGUUGAAUAAUUUUACCUUGUUAUUUAUAAGAUUAUACAAAUGAGCUAGCUACGUAUUGUACCUUUUUUUAUCAUAAGUUCUUAAUAUUCAAACGCGCAAUAAAAACUUAAUAACAAGUGUUUUUUUUUAAAAUAAACAUAUAAAAUACAACUGACUAAAUUUAAAAUGAUGUACGUAAUGUAUGACAAAUACAUAUUACAAUAUUAUAUCAUAGAUUUACCAAAUUUUCGUGUGUGUAAAAUGUCCUGGCAAACGAUAAGAAUAUUUAAAUAAAGGUGUCUAAACUUUUUUUCGUAUAAAAGAAAAACUUGAAAUAAUUGAAUUCAAAAGCUACGUGGAGAUAACGUAUCCACACGUACGCUACUAAUAAUCUUCUCAUGUAAAUGUUUAUACAUAUUCAUCUUAAUUGAAUGUCAGUUUUGACACAUAUCUAAUUAUUAUCAUGUAUAAAUUUCUCAAGAUAAAUGAAAAUGAAUAGUUAAAAAAAGAAAAAUGAAAGAAGAAGACAUGUAGCAUGUUUAAGAAUAUAAUUUCACGUGUCUUUAUUGUUAUGUCGAUAAUAAAUUAUUUCUUCGAAUA
This is a messenger RNA of Athalia rosae (coleseed sawfly), 3281 nucleotides long. RefSeq names its product glycoprotein endo-alpha-1,2-mannosidase-like protein. The coding region runs from base 415 to 1830 and encodes 471 amino acids. Lineage: Eukaryota; Metazoa; Arthropoda; Insecta; Hymenoptera; Athaliidae. The transcript has 4 exons. Gene Ontology annotation, cellular component: Golgi apparatus. Gene Ontology annotation, molecular function: alpha-mannosidase activity. The record is from RefSeq and is a predicted model, not a curated record.